Molecule: messenger RNA, 768 nt
Organism: Lactuca sativa (garden lettuce)
Lineage: Eukaryota; Viridiplantae; Streptophyta; Magnoliopsida; Asterales; Asteraceae
Product: cysteine proteinase inhibitor A
Molecular function (GO): cysteine-type endopeptidase inhibitor activity
Source: RefSeq, a predicted model, not a curated record
CUUUUCGUUACUUUCAUUCUUUGCUAGGAAACACAGACACUGACGCACCAUUCGAAACCAUGAAACCUAAAAGUGUUGAAUCAUUUCUGAUGAUCGUUAUCUUAUUGAUUUUGACGUAUCUUUAUUUGGGGAUUGAAAGAGGUGAAUGUGAUUGUGAUGAUGUGAUAAACGUGCAAAAGGCAGGUAGAAUUCGUGAUAUUACCGGAAAAUGCCUAAACGCGACCGUGAUCGAAAACCUCGCCAGAUUCGCCGUCAAAGAACACAGCGAACAUGUGAACUGCAUAAUCAAGUUUGAUAGAUUGGUAAAGGCAAGAAAGCAGGUGAUGACUAGUAAGAUGUACUAUCUGACAUUGGAGGCACAAGAUGGUCGAGUAUAUGAAGCUAAAGUUUUGGUGAAGCCAUGGAUGAACUUUAAGGAGUUGCAAGAUUUCAAGGCUAUUGAUGCAUGAUCCAAAUGUCGUGAAGUGUUAACAAGAUUGUUCUUUAAUGCUCUUGUAAUCAGUAAACUAAACUGCUAGCUAGUUGAUGCUUAAAAAGUUUGAGUUUCAUAUUAUCGUAGGUCUUACGUAAAGAAUUAUAUGCAAACUAGUGAUGUCUCUUUUUUCUUUUGGUCUGCAUUUUGCUUUUAGGAAAACAACAUGUUGGGUUUUAUAAAGUUUUAAACUGACUUGACUUCUGAUUUUUUUAAUUAUUCUCUUCGUGUUUUAGUUAUCAUUGUGGUGGUUAAUUAGAUAAAUUGGUAUCAUUAUCCAAUUUCAACACACGGAA